Molecule: messenger RNA, 195 nt
Organism: Penicillium alfredii
Lineage: Eukaryota; Fungi; Ascomycota; Eurotiomycetes; Eurotiales; Aspergillaceae
Exons: 2
Coding region: 1-195 (64 amino acids)
Source: RefSeq, a predicted model, not a curated record
AUGGGCGCCGUUGUCUCAUGCAUCCAAAGCGUCCUCCACGCUAUCGGCUCCUGCCUGAUGACCAUCGUCAACGCCAUCGGAGCCGUCCUGCGCGCCAUCAUCGACGGCGUUGUCACCGUCAUCGAUGUGAUCAUCGCCUGUCUGACCUGCGGCUACUGUGGUAAACGCAAGCGACGAACCAGGGCCACGGUGUAA